AGUCUCCGACAAACCUUAGAACCGAGCAGUCGCCAUGCAAGCGCACGUAUUUACAGUGGCCCAGUGUCAUAGUGUCCUAGUAUGAAGUGAAAAAAUCAAGGAAUAUGGUGAAAAGUGAAAAGUGAAAGGCAGUAAAAAGCCUGAAAGGGCAUGGAACAUAGCGCGGAACUCGCACCCCUACAGCCGCACAGUGAAGCGCGUUACCAUCACAAGUGCAUUAUUCGCAGCAGGAGAAAAAACAACUGGAUCGGGAAUGGUGAUUGAGCCAGUGUUGGGAAGUCGAUGUUAAAGUGCGAGUGAAGGCGAACGUGUGCAAAUGUGCUUUGUGUUCGUGUGUUGCAGGCCCAAGAAAGUAAAAUACGAAAAUAGAAAUAGAAAUUGCCGGAGUGCAAACACACAAGCGAUUACAUAAAGCCCAACUAGCAUCCCCAACAUCCGACAACUGCAACCAGCGGAGAAUAAAAAAAAAUUGAUGGCCAAUGCUUAAAGAAAACAUACGCAUCGCAUCGCAAAAUGUAAAGCAAUAAUCAGCACAACAAAGCCAAAGCUCACAAUAGAAGUAGACGACCAGGCUGAGCAACUGAGCUGGGACGAUGCCAAAUGCCAUUAUUGGAAACGGUCGUAGUCAUAAGAUUUGCAUAGUAUAGCAAUAGCAGCAGACAUCAUGAAAGCCCCAAGCGUGAUAAGCACAGCAACAAUAGCAACAGCAAUAGUAGAUACUAGGCACAACAUGGUUAACAAAGGGAACGGUGACAAUAUAAUCGGUAAACUGAGCGAUCGACUCGCUUGAAUAGUGAGAUAGACAUAUGCCCAGUGUUCGAAAAUCGAGUGAGAAGCCUGGCAAAAGAGAGCGCGACCAAGGCAUGCAGCUGCCCUAAGGACCUCGCCCAGGACGACGACGACGACGGAGUCGAAGGACCAAGAAGCAACCGCAACCAGAGGCAGCACCCAACAAAACGACGACAAUCAGUCAAGAUGAGUGAUGAUCAAGCGACGUUCAACGAUGAGAAAGCUGUCGCCAAGCACCAGGUUGUCGCGUACACGCAGAGGUCGCAGGUUAAGCACGAGAACCGGCACAUCCAGCUGGUGCGGGAGUACGGCUUCCACCCGCGCACUAAGGCCUCCGUGGAGGACGGCGACGUGCUGCCCCGCAAAUUCGAGCCCUUUCCGGAGCACAUGUACGGAAAGCCGCUGGAGGAGAUUGACACCUUCAUUUACGAGGAGACCUUCUGUGUAGUAUCUAAGCGGUUCCGGAAGAACUACAUCCAUCGCUUCACGGGCACCAAGAGCCUCUUCCUCUUCUACCCAUGGAGCCCAGCAAGGCGCGUUUGCGUCUACAUCGCCACCAACCAGUUCUUCGACUACUGCGUCAUGGCCACCAUUCUGUUCAACUGCAUCUUCCUGGCUAUGACGGAGACCGUGGAAGAGGCGGAGUACAUCUUUCUGGCCAUUUACUCUAUCGAAAUGGUCAUAAAGAUUAUUGCCAAGGGCUUUCUGCUCAACAAGUACACGUAUCUGCGAAACCCGUGGAAUUGGCUGGACUUCGUGGUCAUUACUAGUGGCUACGCCACCAUCGGCAUGGAGGUGGGCAACCUGGCGGGGCUGCGCACUUUUCGCGUGCUGCGCGCCCUCAAGACGGUGUCCAUCAUGCCCGGAUUGAAGACGAUCAUCAACGCGUUGCUGCACUCCUUCCGCCAGCUGGCGGAGGUCAUGACGCUGACCAUCUUCUGUCUGAUGGUCUUCGCGCUCUUUGCCCUCCAGGUCUACAUGGGCGAGCUGCGCAAUAAGUGCGUGCGCCAGGUUCCCACCGACUGGACGAACGUCUCUCACACGGACUGGCAGAUCUGGGUCAACGACACCGACAACUGGCUAUAUGACGAGGAUGAACUGCCCGUGCUGUGUGGUAACUUAACUGGAGCCCGCCACUGUCCUUUCGAGUACGUGUGCCUCUGCGUAGGCGAGAAUCCCAAUCACGGCUACACCAACUUUGACAACUUUAUGUGGUCCAUGCUGACGACAUUCCAGCUAAUCACGCUCGACUACUGGGAGAAUGUAUAUAACAUGGUGCUGGCAACAUGUGGUCCUAUGAGCGUCUCCUUCUUUACGGUGGUGGUUUUCUUUGGAUCGUUUUAUCUAAUCAAUCUGAUGUUGGCUGUAGUGGCGUUAAGCUACGAGGAGGAAGCGGAGAUAACGAACGAGGAACGUAAGAAGGAUCUCUUGGACCACCGGGAUGACUCUACUUUUAGCUUUGAUCCCUCGGUGCUCAACGUAAAAAAACUAAAUAAGAACAACAAAAAAAAGAUCGACUCACGGAAAGGAGUCCUCUUGGCAUCGUACAGCAAGAAAAAAACUAGGCGAAAAAAAACCAAAGGGGGGAAGGAAGGUGGCACCAACGGCAAUGGGAACGGCAGCAACGGGGACGACAACAAAUCCCAUUCGGCCACCCCCAGUCCAGGACCAAGUCCCCGCCAUAGCGCAACUGAACGCCCCUCGGCACUUACUAUGCAAGCUCAAAAACAGUACCAGCAGAUGGAGCAGCAGCAUAAGCUGGCCAAAUCAGGUAGUGGCGGUAGCAACAAUCCAAUGGCCCCCACGCCCAAGGGCCGCAUCAGCUUCCAGGACUCCGGUAUGGGCGUAAAGAACCCUAAUAUGCUUUACCCCUCGGAUUACAAAGGCCAGCUCAUCGCCAACAGCGGUCAGCCGAGCUCCAACUCCAGCGGCGUGAACCGCGAGUCCUCGCAGGACGACUCUGGGGUAGUGGACGAUCACGAGGAACAAGAUACGACGAACGAUAUGGGGCACGUGUCCACCGUUGAGCUUGCUCUCUCCCCACGCGAAGUACGCCUUAUUAAAUGUAAUGGAAACAUUGCCCGCAUCAAGAACCACAAUGUGUACGCCCUGCACCAGGAAUUCUCUUCGGAGGUGGUGGUGAUCGAUGACCUACCCGACCGAAACUGUGAUCGUUGCGUUCAUUGGUGCACCGACUAUGAAAGCUGGCUACAGUUUCAAAACUGUCUAUACAAAGUAGUGAGGGAUCCCCUUUUCGAGCUGGCCAUCACACUUUGCAUCGUGUUAAACACAGCCUUUUUGGCCAUGGAACACCACGGGAUGAGUGAAAGCUUCCGCAACGCCCUGGAUGUGGGAAACAAAGUCUUUACGUCAAUUUUCACGUUUGAGUGCAUUGUCAAGUUAAUGGCUCUUUCUAAAGAUUUUUUUCUUUGCGGAUGGAACAUUUUCGACCUUCUUAUCGUUACUGCGAGCUUGCUGGAUAUAAUAUUUGAGUUGGUUGAUGGCUUGAGUGUCUUGCGUGGCUUGCGAUUGCUAAGGGUAUUAAAAUUGGCUCAAUCGUGGACUACAAUGAAAGUGCUGCUUAGCAUUAUAAUCUCGACGAUCGGCGCUCUUGGCAACCUCACGCUCAUUUUGGUCAUAGUUAUCUACAUAUUCGCUGUCAUCGGCAUGCAAUUGUUCUCCAAAGACUAUACGCCCGAGAAAUUUGAUCCAGAUCCAGUGCCAAGAUGGAAUUUCAAUGACUUCUUUCACUCAUUUAUGAUGAUCUUUCGCAUUCUGUGCGGUGAAUGGAUCGAGCCUCUUUGGGAUUGCAUGCGAGCCGAAGAAGAGCAAGGAGCCUCCACCUGCUUUGCCAUAUUUCUGCCGACCCUAGUGAUGGGAAACUUUAUGGUGCUUAACUUGUUCUUGGCCUUGUUGCUCAACAGUUUUAACUCCGAGGAGCUCAAGUCGAAAAAAGAGGAAGUGGGCGAGGAGUCCAAGUUGGCAAGGAGUAUUGAACGAGUGCGCGACCUGAUUCGUAAGAAGAGACAAGAGCGCAAGGAUCGCAAGGAGAGAAAGUUUGCGGAAAAGUUCCAGCAGAUCGUACUUGACGCCCAGCAGGCGCAUGCUCAGACUCUCUCCCAUCAGGCUGCAGUUGGUCUGGAGAGAGGUGACAAGCCCGGUGUGCUGGCCGAAACCAAGUUUCAUAGAUUAAGCUAUCAGGAAUCUAUGAAUCGCCCAGUUUCUGGAUCCGAUUUUGGCUUUCAGAUCCCCCUGCACGACGGGCUGCAUACGAUAGUCGAUGGCCUUGAGUAUGAUGAUACGGGAGACUUGCCAGAGCAGAUCCAGCUACAGGCGCAUCCACUGCCACCCACUUCGGACUCGAUGCCACCUACCUAUGAAAGUGCUAUGAUGGCCACCACUGGAGGCUCAUUUUCCUCUGUCAAUGGAAACGGUACCUGUCAAAACCUAACUCCGUUCGUCCAAGCAGAGCGCCGGCUGCAGCACCAAAUCUCUUCGGGAGUGAGUACCCAACAGUACGAUUCACGCGAGGAGGCUACCUACACAGAAUCAAUCGAGCUGCUGGGCCAAUACAACUCAACCGAUACAGACCCGUACGCUAACGAUCAACGGAGCGGCUGCGGUUCCUUCAACCGAGGGGACUCACUGCAGGACAACUCAUCACGGCGCUAUGGAAGCGAAGAGCACGACGAGGCCUUUCUUAAGUACCAGAAGUCCCUGCUGACGCGAUCGCCAAGCUACCGAAAGUCACUGGAUCGCUUGUCCCAAUCUAGUGGGCAGUCUCAGCGAUCAUUGCUCAAGUCAGAAGAGGCUGAGAUGCGGCGACAUUCAAGCGGCCAGUCCCUGAACUCCAUGUCUAUUGAACAGGAUGAACUGCUGUCUCAGCAGGGCAAUUUGCGAGAGGAACUGCUCAACUGCGACCAAAAGGAACUAUUUCAGUUCUUGCAGGAGGAAGAGGAACUGCAAAAGGGGACCAAACUGCGACGUAUCUCAAAUGUCAUGAGAUCCCGCCGACCCUCUAGUCAGAUGGGACAGCCUGAGAACGAAACUAUGGUGGAGCACUCAGAGUUUGACAACAUUAUUCAGAGUUUUGAGAAAGAACUAGAAGAGAUCAAACGAUCCACCACAUCGUUAGAGCGCAAACUUUCCAACCUUUCAGAGCCCUCUCCGGCGGCCGAUGAAGCCACUAAAGCCAUUAUGGAGCAUAUUGCUAUCAUUACAGGAGCCUCCGAGCGCUCGGCCGCCGAUGAGGUAGUGCUCCCCUUAAACCCGUACGACAGUUAUGACCUGUCAAGCGUACCACGACGUUCUCAAUCCGUCAGCGCAGCCGCUCAGCGUCAGUCCGUAAAACUGAAGCGUCGCAGCUUAGAAAAACAACGCAAGAUCGAUGAGGACUUUAGCAUCUCAAAUGAGAUACGCAAAAUCUGUGAUCAAAUCCACGCCCCCUUCGUGGCCAUGGAAGCCAUGGCAGUCGCAGCCACCAGCGCCAGCCAGGCGCAACCUAAUCAAUCACCCUUUCUCAGGCGGAAGGUCGAUCCGUUCACUGUGCAGUUUGAUCGCUUCAAGCGUCUUUCCCUUAUUGAGCGCGUGGAGGAAGUACCCGAGGAGGAGAAGCCUAUCUCGACGCUACGCAUUGAGUCGGAGAAGAUGCCGCGCAAGUUUCUGCAUGGUCCCGACCAGCUGCGUCUGGACAGCCUCUCUCUAAAGAGCACGAACUCGUACGAAAACCUCCUGAUCCAGAAGCAAAAGCUGGGCAUGGCCACGCCACCCGCCGUUCCUGCUACUCCGCCUACCUCCUUAAAAUCGAGCAUCGAGCCACCGACACUGGCGCAAAUUUCAUCGCUAAAAACCACCCCGCCGCUGGCUGCUCUUACCGAGCACCAGCAGCACUUUCAUGCCACAAGCAUUCAAGCAGCACCCACUCCCGCCCACACUCAUGCCCACUCUCAGGCGCAUGCUCACUCAAUGGCUGGGCAGCGGCGACGCAUGGAGCAUCCACAAUCGACGCUAGACAAAGCCGCAUCCUUCCAGUCAGCGCGCACCGAGUCGCACAGCUCGGGAGCGGCAGACGCAAGCUCAGCCCUGGCUCUGGCCAUGGCCCAAAAGACUGAGCAGUCGCAGUCGACGGCGCCAGAUGCCACCCAGAAGCCGUCUGCAUUUACGCGACUGACCGAAAAACCAUGGCAUUGUUUGGUUUCCUACGUAGACGAUCUCACUGUCGGUGGGAGACGUAACUCGCAGGGAGCUUACAAUGAUCCCAUGACUUUUCCGAGCUACGGGGCCACAAAGGCCGCCAAGGUGCCUGACGACUGUUUUCCUCAGAAGUGCUACGACCAUUUCUACUUUCGCUGCCCCUGGUUCAUGAGCUGCAUGGACACGCAGAGCGCCAAGCACUGGACUCGCGUGAGGACGGCUGUCUUAACGGUUGUCGAUACUCCGGCCUUUGAGUGGUUUGUGUUGGUGCUGAUCUUUGCGUCAAGUAUCACGCUCUGCUUCGAGGACAUUAACCUGGACAAGAACAAGACGCUAAAAAGAGUUCUAUACUGGAUUAACUUCUCCUUCUGUCUGAUAUUCGUCGUUGAAAUGAUCCUCAAGUGGCUGGCCCUCGGAUUUUCCAAGUACUUUACCAGCUUCUGGACCAUACUUGAUUUCAUCAUAGUGUUUGUAUCAGUAUUCUCGCUGCUUAUUGAAGAGAAUGAAAACCUUAAGGUCCUAAGAUCGCUGCGCACAUUACGAGCUUUGCGCCCGCUGAGAGCCAUCUCUCGGUGGCAAGGAAUGCGGAUUGUAGUAAACGCUCUCAUGUAUGCAAUACCAUCAAUUUUCAAUGUUCUUUUGGUUUGUUUGGUUUUUUGGUUGAUCUUCUCAAUAAUGGGUGUUCAGUUCUUUGGUGGUAAAUUUUUUAAGUGCGUUAAUGAGAUGGGCGAGCUACUGCCGAUUACUGAGGUUAACGACAAGUGGGACUGCAUCGAACAGAACUACACGUGGAUUAACUCUAAGAUCACUUUCGACCACGUGGGGAUGGGCUAUUUGGCCCUUCUGCAAGUGGCGACCUUCGAGGGCUGGAUGGAGGUAAUGGCCGACGCAGUUGAUGCUCGUGGAGUGGACCUGCAACCGCAGCGGGAAGCCAACCUAUAUGCGUAUAUUUAUUUUGUUAUAUUUAUUGUGUGCGGAUCGUUCUUCACACUGAAUCUAUUCAUUGGAGUUAUUAUUGAUAACUUUAACAUGCUUAAGAAGAAGUAUGAAGGAGGAGUGUUGGAAAUGUUUCUCACCGAAUCUCAAAAACACUAUUACACGGCUAUGAAAAAAUUGGGACGAAAGAAACCACAGAAAGUUAUUAAGCGACCUAUAAAUCAUUUUUUAGCUAUGUUUUAUGAUUUAUCCAAUUCGAGAAGGUUCGAGAUCGCGAUCUUUGUACUGAUUUUUCUAAAUAUGCUUACAAUGGGCAUCGAGCACUACGAUCAGCCUCAUGCAGUCUUCUUCAUUCUGGAAGUGAGCAACGCCUUUUUCACCACAGUAUUUGGUCUAGAAGCCAUUGUGAAAAUUGUCGGUCUGCGCUACCACUACUUCACAGUGCCAUGGAACGUGUUCGACUUCCUUCUGGUGCUGGCCUCUAUCUUCGGGAUUCUGAUGGAAGACAUCAUGAUAGACCUGCCCAUUAGUCCGACGUUACUUCGGGUGGUCCGCGUCUUCCGCAUUGGGCGUAUAUUGCGGUUGAUCAAGGCCGCCAAGGGGAUCAGAAAGUUGCUAUUCGCUCUCGUAGUGUCCCUGCCCGCCCUAUUUAACAUCGGAGCUCUGCUAGGACUGAUCACCUUUAUCUACGCAAUUCUGGGCAUGUCGCUGUUCGGAAAUGUCAAGCUCCAAGGUGCUCUCGAUGACAUGGUGAACUUCCAGACCUUCGGGCGCAGCAUGCAGUUACUGUUCCGGUUGAUGACCUCAGCCGGGUGGAAUGACGUACUUGAGUCCCUGAUGAUACAGCCGCCCGACUGCGACCCAUUUAUCCAUGGGCACACGAACGGAAACUGCGGUCACCCGCUUCUAGCCAUUACCUACUUUACGAGCUUUAUCAUCAUCAGCUAUAUGAUUGUGAUCAACAUGUACAUUGCCAUUAUCCUGGAAAACUUCAAUCAGGCGCACCAGGAAGAGGAGAUCGGCAUCGUCGAGGACGAUCUGGAAAUGUUUUAUAUUCGCUGGUCAAAAUACGAUCCACAUGCCACCCAAUUUAUACACUUCUCGCAACUGUCCGAUUUUAUUGCCUCUCUCGAUCCACCAUUGGGCAUCUCGAAGCCCAAUAAUGUCGCUUUAGUGUCAUUUAAUCUACCCAUUUCUAAGGGUAAUAAAAUACACUGUCUCGACAUUUUGCACGCGCUCGUUAAGCACGUGCUAGGUCAUGUCGAGGAGACCGAUAACUUCAAACAGUUGCAGGAACAAAUGGAUGUCAAGUUCAAGAAACAGUUUCCAACGCGCAAAGAAUUGGAAAUUGUUUCGUCGACGCGGAUCUGGAAGCGCCAGGAAAAGGCGGCCAAGACCAUUCAAACGGGCUGGAAGGAAUAUUUGCGGCGCAAGCGGGAAAAGGAACGCUCCAAUUCUGGGGACAGCGCCACUCAAACCUCCAGCCCUGGUGGAUGGCAAUCAAAACUUUCUGCCCUAAAUUUCUUCCACCUUCAGGUGAGUCGUCGAGGCACUGCCUGCUCCAGUCGAGCCUCGUCUCGAAAAUCGUCGCGUGCCUCGGAUGCAUCCGAUCUUAGCGAACUAGCUGGGCCUUGGUUGAACCUGCCUCUGAUGCUCGUCUCAGGUGCCGACGAAGUAGUCAAGGAUAUAAAACAGCAAAACGACGAGCUGGGCAAACGCAAAUCCUCUUGUAUCUCCCUAAACUAUGAGUCCCUGCUCGCAGACAUGGUCACUGCCGUUCUCAGAAGUGGCUCGCAGCCUAGUGGCUUGAAUUAUCUAGCCGCAAUGAACAACACGACCAACACCACCUCAAACUCCGCCUCCACCUCCGGCACGGCCUCCUCCACCGCCACCGCCCCAGCCACUGGGUGUGGCCCAGCAGCCACCUCCGCCUCCGACAGCGACCGACACCAGGCGGUGGGGGGUGGGUCGGCUCCAUCACCUGAGGCGUCAGCCCCCGAGGUGAUCGUCACCAGGCCGUCGCCAGAGCAACAGACGCAUCCGCACUCGCUGAGCCUGCGUCCGGACAACGCAACUCUGGUCCACGUACUGGUACACCGCGAGAGCGAAGAGUAUAAGGAGGAGGAUGAGAGCAGCCCGUCCGUGAGCGGCAACGGAAAUGGUUUUGGUGUCGGCCUGGACAUGCUUAGCAAGCAGCCGCCGCCUCAGAUACGCAUCACAACGGGCUCGGUAGAGAGCUCAAUGGACACGUGCGCGAUGCCCACAGUUCAGAUCAUGGUGGACAGUCCGAAGGACCCGCCACGAGGCGAUUUCAGCUCAGCACCGAUUGAUGAUGUGGGUGCGCCAAUCGAUGUGAAUGUCCAGGGCGAUACUUCGCAGGUGUUUUACGACUAUAAUCCUGAGAAAGCCACCGAUGACCAAGGGAAUGGACAGGACGAGACAGCGCAGUUCGAAUCACUUCCAGACAGACAGAGAUGACCUCCGGUCAACACUCCUCUGCGGGAUUCGGAGAAACGCUCCAGCCGUGGCAGCCGCAGUAGUAGCAGCAGCACCAGCAGCAUCAGGAGCUGCUCGUCCUCAUCAUCGUCGUCGGCGGCAUCGGCAGCCGCACCCUCGGCGCGGCGUACAAGCUGACAACCUUCGGUCUGAGUGCGUAUUCCUUGCCGAUUCCUGAGUGCAUUUGUGUCAGAACUCGUAGUUUCUUAGGCUUAGGCAUGGGGCCCGCCUCUUUGUUAUCAUAGUCGAUAACCUAUAUAGUUAUAUAUUAAUCGCUUUAUACGAUAUACAUAUAUACACAUAUACAGAUACGAAGCUAUUCAAAUUUAUACAUGCAAUAUCAGUUUAAGGACGAAAUCAAUAUUAACUAUGUUAACAAGAACGUGCAUUAAACCGUUGUAGUACUCGAAUCUAAUCAAAAAUCCGAAUGAGUCGGAAUCGCCAUCAUCAUGGUUAAUGUCACAAUCAGAAUUGAGGAAGAGCAAAUUUGUCGGUAGUUUACUGCCCGAUUUAGUUGUAGUCAGAAUGCCUGACCCACAAGUGAGGCAAUGAAGGCAAGGCACGGCCUUCUAUUCUCCUGCCGUGGGCCAACUUUCUGCCACAUUUUCGAAGGUUGUUUUUGAACUAUACAAUACGUAGAGGUUUGCAUCACAUGCAUACAUUACAUGUGUAACUAACUAUCGCGGUUAGAUCUAGGCUCAUAACUGUAGUGUUUGUUUCGUAAUUAUCGACUUGCAUAUACGGAAGGUAUAUGUGAAUAGUAUCUAAAUACAUUUUGUACAUAUGCCAAAGGAAGUAUUUUAAAUUAAUGAGCUAAUACUAUAGUUACAGACUAUGACGUUAGUUAGAUACAAUUUAUUGAAGUAAUUAUAAAGGUUUUUCGUUACGAUAGCGCAAAGAUUGCCGAUUACAAAUGCGAUUACGAUAGCGAAUAUUAUCCAUUACCGAUUGUUCGAAGUACAAAAGCGAAGUAUUAGUAGAUUUGAUUAUUAUUAUAUUGUAUUGUACAUAUCUUAUGGCUCCUCCCUCAUCCACAUCUCCCUUUCUCGUGUGCAUCCAACGGUAAUAACAAAGACGUUAAAAUACGAAGAUGCGUAGCGCCAUACCAUUUUUUUUUUUUUUUUUUGCAUCCCCAAUGCAUGGCCGAUACGCAUCUUAGAGAUUAUAUUGGUCUUUGGUAAUAACUAAGCCAAAAACAAUGUCAAGUGAUUUUGUACUCAACGCACUUACAUAUUUAUAUCAAUCCUAAUCCCAGUCGGGAUUAACACACUACACUGCACUCUUAUCGAGACCCAAAUUAAUCCGUAAUCAAUCAGCAGUCCACAUAAGUACCAGUCAGAAGAAGUUUACGAAGAUGAAGUUUUUAAGUUUAUUUUCGAUAAGUACAGUCGAAAAUAGCAAAUCAAAAGCAGGACGUAACAAUUUUGGUCUCCUAUACAAUGAACAACCAACAAGCUUCCACAUGAACUCUAUUUUAGCAAAAUAAUUUACAAUUUACACUCACUUUAUUGUACGACUAAGAAUGGUUAGGACGGGCCAAGUUUCCAAGAAACUCGCCUUGUUUUGUUACUUUUUAAGUGUUGUUCUCUCUUUUAAGUCUCCAUUGUGAUCGCAUUAAGUUAAAACAUCGAACAGGAAAAAAGUUAAGAAGUGAAUAACGUACACUCCGAGUGGGAAAAUAUUAACAAAUCCCGAAUAACUUAUGCACCCCCGCGCCAUUCAGGGCACUUUGCUACUCUAACUCUACUUUCAUAACUUAACAACAGACAAUCAGACAGCGAUUGAUAGUAAGUUGAAAUUCUAUGGUACCAACUAAAACGUUUUUUCCAGAAACAAACAACCAAAUGAACACACAACAACUUAAUUGUGAUUUUAACUGCAAUUUUUACACAGAAAAUACAAAAAAUAAGGUCAUAAUUUUAAUUAGAAUUGUUAACAAGGAAACAAAACCAAAAACAGACAGAAACCAAACACUCGUCAAUUAAGUGAUAUUUAAUAUUGGUACGUACUCGUAUUCGAUUGUACAUAAACGAAAAACGAUUAUGAUAAUGGUAACGAAAUAGCAAUAGAACCUGAUUCCAACCACAAAAAAACUAAAAGCUCAAAAAAAAAGAGAAAUGCUUUUAUUUUAGUUUUCUUCAACAGAAAUCGAUUAACCAGAUUACAGAGCGAGGCGAGACCAGUCGGAGCGAUGCUAUGAUGUGGGAUGUUUAAUUUAGUCAUAGAGUAUAACGACAAUAAAAAAAAUGAUGCAUAUUCAAUUAUAGAGACGCAAGUUCGAGUCAUCGUUACCGAAACCAAUACUCAAAAUAACAGCAGGCAGGCCACUCACACAGAAUCUGGGAAUACAAGGACAAACUUAACUCUUAGAUAAUCGUAAUCGCAGUAGAUGAGGCUUUGGUCCCACUCAAGUCAGUCAAGUCGAUAGCAGUACGAAGCAAGCGAACCUGAAUUGGAGGCGAAGACAGAACCGAAUCCUAUGCAUUUAGAGCUCACGCAACACAGACAAGACAUUAAGACAAUCUCCCGGACUUGGGAGAGAUAGGUGGAUGCAGGAUGCAGGAAGUAAAACCACAUGAAGUACACAAAUAUACACCUAUAGUUAGCAAUACGGCUGGUUUAAUUAGGCAUGCCUUACAGAAUACACGAUUUUAUUUAUAUAUAUACAUUGUUGAGAUUAAAGUAUAUACGAAAGAUAGGAGUUAAUGUUUCAUCGGCCACGCUACUAGAAGCAGAAUAAGUCGCAUAACACCACUUAAACCGAAUAACAAGUCGUACAAUUGUCCAAAACGCUCCAAGAACUAAGUCAAUUAUUUUGAUUUGCCGCUUUAAAGGUCCUAGUCCUAGUCCUCUAACAAUAACAAUAACAGCCACAGCUAAUCAAGAGCGUUAUCAAGUCGAGUAACCAAACUAAGGCCCAGUAGUAAUUUGUAUUCUAGCUUAGCUUAAUCGAUGCAUGCGCUUCACUCACUCCAUAAAACGGCCUGAAGCUUUUUACUCCUUGCUGUCGGAAAUCAUAAAAAACAAAUAAUUAGGCUGAAAAUUGUUAACAAAUUAUGACCGCACAGCUUGCAUAAGUUUCCAGUCGGUUUUCCAUUGCCAUUGAUUGCCUCGUUAGCUCUUUACGCCCGUGUAAUUCGAUUUGGUCCGCUACGCUCAGUUCAGCUCUGGCUUAAACAAAGGAAUUAUUACAGACAAGGAAGACAAAAAAGUUAAAGAUUAAGAGCUCAUUAACCAUAAUAUGUGACUAACACACAUUUUGAACCGAAUCAUAUCAAAUCAAAAUAAAAGAUGGUUAAGUAAAGCGAAUAACUAAAUGAAAACUCUAAAAAGCGUACAUCUAACAUUUGAAAUUAAAUAUUUACUCGGGUACAAAUAGUACAGUAAUGAUAUUCGUUUAUACAAUAUUUACUGUCUAUAUAACCAUUAUAUACUACUUACUUACUGACAAUUAUUAAGGGUUUUGUUCAAUUUCAUUACUCGUAUGUUAAUAAAAACAAUUUCCGACUAACUCG
Molecule: messenger RNA, 12929 nt
Organism: Drosophila melanogaster (fruit fly)
Lineage: Eukaryota; Metazoa; Arthropoda; Insecta; Diptera; Drosophilidae
Gene: NaCP60E
Product: Na channel protein 60E
Exons: 28
Coding region: 976-9396 (2806 amino acids)
Biological process (GO): sodium ion transmembrane transport; monoatomic ion transmembrane transport; transmembrane transport
Cellular component (GO): plasma membrane; voltage-gated sodium channel complex; membrane
Molecular function (GO): monoatomic ion channel activity; voltage-gated sodium channel activity; monoatomic cation channel activity
Source: RefSeq, marked reviewed